Molecule: messenger RNA, 648 nt
Organism: Miscanthus lutarioriparius
Lineage: Eukaryota; Viridiplantae; Streptophyta; Magnoliopsida; Poales; Poaceae
Source: the annotation of a GenBank genome assembly
AUGGAUUCCUCCUCCUCGUCGUCCAGCCUGAGCCAGCAGCCCGAGUUCGACUACCUUUUCAAGCUCCUCCUGAUCGGCGACUCCGGCGUCGGCAAGAGCAGCCUCCUCCUCCGCUUCACCGCCGACUCCUUCGAGGACCUCUCCCCCACAAUAGGUGUUGACUUCAAGGUGAAGAUGGUUAGCAUUGGUGGCAAAAAACUCAAGCUUGCCAUCUGGGACACAGCUGGACAAGAGAGAUUUAGGACCUUGACCAGCUCUUACUACAGAGGGGCACAGGGGAUCAUUAUGGUGUAUGAUGUCACUCGACGAGAAACAUUUACCAAUCUUUCUGAUAUAUGGGCGAAGGAAAUUGACCUGUAUUCAACCAACCAGGACUGUAUAAAGAUGCUUGUUGGAAAUAAAGUAGACAAGGAAAGUGAGAGAGCUGUCACGAAAAAGGAGGGGAUUGAAUUUGCCAGGGAAUACGGAUGUUUAUUUCUAGAAUGCAGUGCAAAAACAAAAGUAAAUGUAGAACAGUGCUUUGAGGAACUCGUUCUAAAGAUAUUAGACACGCCAAGCCUCCUCGCGGAUGCUUCCUCAGGGGCCAAGAAGAACAUCUUCAAGCAGAAGCCUCCGGAAGCUGACGCCGCCGCAAGCAGCUGCUGUUAA